Messenger RNA from Exophiala dermatitidis NIH/UT8656, 3632 nucleotides. RefSeq names its product serine/threonine kinase 16. Lineage: Eukaryota; Fungi; Ascomycota; Eurotiomycetes; Chaetothyriales; Herpotrichiellaceae. The record is from RefSeq and is a predicted model, not a curated record. The transcript is spliced from 5 exons. Bases 1426 to 3084 code for a protein of 552 amino acids. Gene Ontology annotation, molecular function: transmembrane transporter activity. Gene Ontology annotation, biological process: transmembrane transport.
UCGGCGACGACUCGAGUAAUGUCUCGUCAGGGUUGUAACAACUCUUGAUUAUUGCUGGCAUACUAAAAGACGAAAUCACAACACAUGUGCCUCCAUGAAUCACGCUGUACAAAGACCAAAAUAGCACGGAAGGCUACAAAGUUCGGGUUCCUUCAAGUUGUACGCGACGCCGGCGACUUGUUUAGCCCGACAAUUAGGCGGCCGGGAAGGCAUGCUCCGGGCGAUGACUACCUAGGUACUACUACUACAGUCGGUCUAGUAUUAUAGUCCUGACCACCAUCACUCGCUCGCUGACCGGGUCUUUCUGUUGGACUGAGAUGCCUACCUAGGCGCCUAUACCAUACUAUACUGCUACUAGCAUGCUACUGUCCAUGCUACAGAUUUUCUAGGAAGCCAACCCAGGCUCCACGCGAGGGUCAGAUCGAUCAACACGGACGGCCCCAGCUCAUCAUGCGUGGACCACUGCAGAGCAGAUCCUAGCGUCCAUCUGCAGGAGUCAUGUACAUACUGCACAGUAGCACAACGGACAGUUGCAUUCUGAGGGCGCUGGCAGUUCAUCAAUUCCCGGAUAGAAGCCGGAGGGGCACAGAUGUACUGUAAUGGGAGACCACCCGCGGCACAGAUUGCUUGGGAACUACGAGAAGAGGACGUCCCGGAUGCGUCAUGUCGGACAAAAACAUGGCUGGGAAACCUCCGAAUCGCAAGCAGCAAUCCCUGUCUCAAGGCACCGCCAGGCGAAAUCAAACACGUCUGGAUAUCGAACACUAUUUGCCGAAGCCGCGAACAAGAACUAGGCAAAUCAGCCUGAUGAUGAGCGGCAGGGAUUGUACAGUAUCUUCUGGCGAGGCGAUGCUACAGUCGAGGGAACAGCCAUACUGCUCCCACCACAUUGUCCAGAGUUGUCGACAAUUUGAACCCUGCCCCAGGCCAAGAAACAUCGACCCAUCGAGCUUGACUGGACCGCCGACGUCUAGGUUCUGGGCAGCCCCAUAUGCUCGCGGGCUACACUCUUUUUACAUGCUUGCAAUGCUACUGGCAAAUGCCAGACCAUGGUGGAGAACCCGCCUGUCGCCCCACUGACCACCGAUGGACUGGAGGCCGGACAUUUGCCCAGGCUGUGGGAGAAAAAUCUAGCCAGGGUUGCUGGUCUGUGUGGUGUGGCCCAUGGCUCUGGCAUGGUUCGACAAUAAAAUAAUAAGAUGGACCUAGACGGCGUAUCCGGGGCGAGGGAGAUCAUUUCUUUUUAUGAAGUCGAUCUGUCGCUGCCAGUGUCAGAGCUAGAUGGUCCUGUCCUCGAAUUUCAAUCUGAUUGAUAUACAUAGUACAGUCUGCGAAGUACUGCGGCGGGAAGGCUUUUCCCCACGAAGUCCUGUACCCGGUCCACCUACAGUACAGUACCAACAGUGAGUGCAUCGACAUUUCGCCAUGCAAAUCCGGCAUAGCCACGAGCACGAACAUGCCGAACAUGGUGCCCAUCCGCCUCAUUUGAAGCACAGUCAUGCUCACGAGGAGGCGGUUCCCGGUACCGUGAAUCUACGGCCAGUAGAGGGCGAUGACACUGGAUACGGGCAAGCACUGUUCCCCGUGCCAGCAGACGACCCCAACGAUCCUCUACAGUGGAACAACUUCAAGAAGACCAUGAUCCUGAUCAUUUGCGCCUCAUACUCGUUCCUGGGCAACUCGGCGCUGCUGGGGCCCUCGGUCUACAUUGGCAUCUACUCUGAGUCAUUUGGGAUUGCACCGGCCACAGCGUCCAAUUUGAUCUCGUAUCCUAAUCUGGCAUAUGGAUUCGGAUCCUUUGUCUUGGUCCCCGCCUAUCUCAAAUUCGGGCGACGGCCUGUCAUGUUACUGUCCAUCAUCGCGUUCGCCGCCGGCCUGAUCGGAGCUUCUCAAUGCAACUCGUACGGCACUCUCAUGGCGGCCAGGAUCAUCCAUGCAUUUGGCUCGGGUGUCUGCGAGGCGUUGCCGGUGCAAUUGGUCAACGAUAUCUUCUUCCUGCACGAACGUGGCCAGCGACUAGGUUACUACACGGUGUGUCUCUGUCUAGGAGCCACGGGGCCGCUGUACGCCGGAUACAUGCUCGCGGGAGGGUAUUCGUGGAGAUUGUUCUUCUACGUCGAGUUCGCGUUCGCCUGUGCGCUGUUCAUCCUGGCUUUCUUCUUUGUCGAAGAGACCUGGUACCCGCGCGAGCUGAUCAAGGCACGCGCGCUAGGCGCCGCCAACAACAACGGCGGCAGCAGCGAUAAUGGCGUCGAGAAGGGCGUGGACGCUGAUCUGCGAGAGGUCUCGUAUCUCCCACCGCCGCGGAAGUCGUUCAUCUCGACCCUCAAGCCGUGGGGCGUCUACGACCGAGACGCGCCGUUCUUCAUGACUGCCAUCCGGUCCCUAUCCUACUUCGCCGUGCCGUCCGUCUUCUGGGUCGUGGCAACCUACGGAAUUUAUAUCGGCUUGGGCGCCCUGGCUUUCAACUACACGUUUCCUCUGAAGAUUGUCGCUCCGCCAUAUAAUUGGAGUCAGACCAACUCCGGCUUGAUUGCAGUAGGCAAUGCAGUCGGCUAUCUCCUGGCAGUACCCUUCACCACGACAUCGGACCGCCUAGCCGCUUAUCUGACCAAGAAGAACAACGGGAUCCGCGAGGCCGAGAUGCGACUCGGCGUCCUCCUGCCAGCCAUGUUCAUCGGGCCUGCCGGUCUGAUCGUGUACGGAUACACGGCCGGGCGAGACCUACACUGGUUCGGCUACUUUGCGGGCGUGGCCAUGGUCAACUGGUCGGCUUACUUUUAUUUCACCUUUACGCUUGCCUACGCCGUCGACAGCUACACAGUCAACCUGUCCGAGAUGCUGAUCGCCAUGAACCUGGGCAAACAGGCCAUCUCGUUCGGCAUGGGCUUCAAGCUGCUCGACUGGAUCCUCGAGACCGGCUACGUCAAGGUCAUUGCCGGCAUCUUCUGCGGCGUCCUUGCGGCCAACGAUCUCGCCCUUUUGCUCUUCAUGGUCUUUGGCAAAAAGAUCCGCAUUGCCACGAGCAAAACCUGGCUGGCUCGCAUGCAUAAAAAGACCCAUGUGGCGGGAGAAUCACAUUGAGGCUUGACAUUUUUGUCCUUUCAGUCCUUUCAAGUUCCCACUCAAUAGUGCGGUAUACUCCUGCUUCAACGCGGGAGAUGGAGGGUGUUUUGACUUUUUCAACAUUUAGCAGGUUCUUUACAAUUACUAUCUAAAAAUCCAAAAAGGGUUUCUCUGUUUAUACCGUCAGCAGCAUGGACCAGUAGUGAUCCAUGAGAAGGAUGAUGCCCUGUUUUUCUAUGGGUGUUUCUUCUGAUUUCCGCCUCAGUUUGUGCCAUAUUCCGGGGUACCAGACUAAUGGAAAACGGGUGUCAUUAUCCCUAGACCUGGAUGCACUGGCAGUGGCACUAAUAACUGCCGGAAAUAUCCCACCUUGACCGGCAAAUAUAUAGGCCCAGUGCAGAGCCACAUGGUCUCUCGCUGCAUCGUAUACGAUAGGCUUUCAAGGCUCCCAUGGGUCGUUGUGGCGCCUGUCAAAUUAAGUCACCUGGCCUUGCACUUGCAGAAAACGAGGGGCCCCAGAUAUUGAAGACCCUUUGAGUUCGGUCUUCUUCCGUCCUCAUUGGUAG